Molecule: messenger RNA, 1282 nt
Organism: Triticum aestivum (bread wheat)
Lineage: Eukaryota; Viridiplantae; Streptophyta; Magnoliopsida; Poales; Poaceae
Product: acetylserotonin O-methyltransferase 1-like
Exons: 2
Coding region: 38-1126 (362 amino acids)
Molecular function (GO): protein dimerization activity; O-methyltransferase activity
Source: RefSeq, a predicted model, not a curated record
AGUUUUAUAGACACAGAGCCUCAUUGGAUUGUACUAGAUGGAGCCUCCAGUGAGAGCUGAAGACGAGGCGAUGAGCACGGAGGAGCUGCUCCAAGCCCAGACGGAUCUCUACCACCACUCCCUAGCCUACAUCAAAUCUAUGGCGCUCGGUGCCGCCACAGAACUCAGCGUCGCCGACGCCAUCCACGGCCGUGGCGGUGCCAUCACCUUGUCUGACCUUGCGGCCGCGACCGGCGUCCACCCGACGAAAGUCCAACACUUCGGGCGGCUGAUGCGCGCGCUUACCGUCACUGGUGUCUUCACCUCGGAAGAAAAAGAAGGCGGUGGUGGUGCCCUGUACAAGCUCACUCGGAUUUCACGCCUCCUUCUCGGAGUCGGCAAGCGUCGGCUCUCCCCGAUGGUGCGUAUGCUUGUCAGCGAGGUCAGUUUCACUACUCCCAUGAGCAUCUGCGAGUGGAUCACCACUGAGACGCCGGCCAGGGCCAUGUUCGAGGCCCAUUUUGGCUCUACGCAAAAUGGGUUGUGGGAGAAGGACGACGCGUAUGGUGCCCCCUUCUACUCAGCAAUGGCUGCGGACAGCCGUCUCGUCAUGGAGGUUCUGCUGAGAGAGUGCAGCAGCGUCUUUGAGGCCGUUGCCGGCUCACUUGUCGAUGUCGGCGGCGGCAGCGGAGGAGUCGUGGCUGCCGCCAUUGCCACAGCGUUCCCUCACAUCAAGUGCUCCGUGCUGGACCUCCCCAACGUGGUAGCCGCGGCUGACGACACCACCAACGUGCAGUUUGUCUCCGGCGAUAUGUUUGACUACAUUCCACCAGCGGAUGCCGUUCUACUCAAGUGGAUUUUGCAUGACUGGGAAGACCAAGACUGCGUCAAGAUACUGCGCAAGUGCAGAGAGGCCAUCCGCACAAGAGGUGCUGGGGGGAAGGUGAUUAUAAUCGAUUUCGUCGUCGGUGCUGGUUCUUGCAAGGAGACGGAGACACAGGUUCUGUUUGAUCUUUACAUGAUGAUGGAGAAUGGGGCUGAGCGGGACGAGCAAGAGUGGAGCAAGAUUUUCUUUGAAGCUGGAUUUAGUGACUACAAGAUCAUGCCAGUCUUAGGCGCUCGUUCACUCAUUCAAGUAUUCCCAUGAAUUCUGGCGGUUUGAUGUCCAAAUGUACUUCCUGUUUCCAAAUGUUUGUUUGCUUUCACAUCAGAAUAAUGCCUAGGACUAUACUAUAUAGUCUCGACUUUGAAUCUGAAUAAUGAAACUGUUUGUUAUCCUACGUGUUGUUUUCGUUCAUAAUUC